Molecule: messenger RNA, 2536 nt
Organism: Raphanus sativus (radish)
Lineage: Eukaryota; Viridiplantae; Streptophyta; Magnoliopsida; Brassicales; Brassicaceae
Product: cysteine-rich receptor-like protein kinase 29
Exons: 6
Coding region: 293-2413 (706 amino acids)
Biological process (GO): protein phosphorylation
Molecular function (GO): protein kinase activity; ATP binding
Source: RefSeq, a predicted model, not a curated record
GGCUGAUUCACUGCAGCAACUCGUUAGUUUUAUAUAGUUAGUUCUAUGAAUCUAUCAUCAUGCGGGGGGGACCCAAGUACCUCACAAACCUUGUCCGCUUUGUGUCUGCCACUGUAUUUUUAUUUUAUAAUGUUUUUUUUUAUCACCAAGUUGUGUGCUUUCCGCUGUCCGAUUUUGAAAUAGUGCCAAUAACACACACUCUGCAAGGUCAAAUAAGAUCGAGCGUUACGGCUUUAACCAUAUCUAAACGCAUUACAGCAAAAAAAAAGAAAAAAAAAACUUCAAGCUCUCCAUGGAACAUGUCAGAGUUAUCUGCUUCUUCUUUGCUUGUUGUGUCCUAACGUCUGUUCCAUUUCCGGCCUUAGCUCAGGUAGAUACUUACGUGUUUGAUCCAGACUUCAACUGUGUAGACCGAGGAAACUUCACAGCCAACAGCUCCUUUGCCGGAAACCUCAACCGCCUCGUCUCCUCACUCUCCUCGCUAACAUCAAAACCUUAUGGCUUCUACAACCUCUCCUCCGGAGACUCAUCCUCUGGAGAAAAGGCUUACGCGAUUGGUCUUUGUAGAAGAGAAGUCAGAAGAGAUGACUGUCUCAGCUGUAUCCAGACAGCUGCAAGAAACCUCACCGAGCAGUGUCCACGUUCAAAGCAAGCUGUCGUGUGGUACACGCAGUGCAUGUUUCGUUACUCUAACAGAACAAUCUACGGAAGGAAAGAAACAGACCCGACGCUGUCUUUUCGUGCGGGUGAGACGAUAUCAUCGAACAGAGACGAGUUUGAGCGUCUUCAGAGAGAGCUGCUGAAUAGGCUCAAAGGGGUUGCGGCUGGUGGUGGGGGGAACAGGAAGUACGCUCAAGGGAACAGUUCGGCUUCUCCGGGGUAUAGGAGAUUCUACGGAAGUGCGCAGUGCACGCCUGAUUUGUCUGAAGAGGAUUGUAAUGACUGUUUGAUUUAUGGGUUUGAGAGCAUCCCUAGUUGUUGUGAUGGUGAGAUUGGUCUAAGGUGGUCUUGUCCUAGCUGUAACUUCCGGUUUGAGACGUGGAGAUUCUAUGAGCUUGACUCAGACCUAGAGCCUGAUCCACCUGGUACUUCUGGUUCACCAACACCAGCUGCAAAAACUGAGAAGACAGGAAAGGGCAAAGGUGGAUCUAAAGUCGUUAUUGCGAUAGUCAUUCCAAUAGUUCUUGUUGCUUUAUUUGCUAUUUGUCUAUGUUUGGUCUUGAAGUGGAAGAGGAACAAGUCUAGAGAUAGAGUCAAAGUUCUUGGGAGUUCACCUCUGUCCGGAUCAGUCGCUGAGGAUGAGUUCUCAAACACAGAUUCUCUAUCAGUUGACUUCGAAAAUCUUAAGACUGCAACAAACAACUUUUCACCAGCAAACGAACUUGGACGUGGUGGGUUUGGUUCAGUUUAUAAGGGUGUGUUCUCUCAUGGUCAAGAAAUCGCGGUGAAAAGAUUGUCAGGAACUUCAGGACAAGGAGACCUCGAAUUCAAGAACGAAAUAUUACUACUUGCAAAGCUUCAGCAUAGGAACUUGGUUAGGCUUUUAGGUUUCUGCAUACAUGGACAAGAAAGACUCCUUGUCUAUGAGUUCAUCAAGAACGCUAGUCUUGACCAUUUCAUCUUUGGUAUAAUAUUUUACUCUCCUCCAUAUGAUCCCCUACCAUUAGUUGUUUCCCUCUGUAUUGAUCUUUACACCGUUGCAGAUCUUGAGAAGCGUCAAGUUUUGGAUUGGGGAGUGCGUCACAAAAUGAUUGGUGGAAUUGUUAGAGGACUUCUUUAUCUCCAUGAAGACUCUCGUUACCGUAUCAUUCACCGUGAUCUUAAAGCUAGCAACAUUCUUUUGGACCAAGAAAUGAAUCCGAAAAUCGCGGACUUUGGAUUAGCUAAGCUUUUUGACCAAGGGCUAACCAUGACACAUCGAUUCACAAGCAGGAUCGCUGGAACUUACGGUUACAUGGCUCCAGAAUAUGCAAUACACGGACAAUUUUCAGUGAAAACAGACGUUUUCAGCUUUGGUGUGUUAGUCAUUGAGAUCAUUACAGGUAAGAGAAACAACAAUGGUCGAGGAAGUGAUGAUGAUGAAGAUGCAGAGGAUCUUCUUAGUUGGGUAUGGAGAAGCUGGAGAGAAGACGUUAUACUAAGCGUGAUCGAUCCAAGUUUAACCACGGGGUCAAGAAACGAUAUCUUGAGAUGCAUACACAUUGGUCUCUUAUGUGUUCAAGAGAGUGCAGCGACUAGACCAACUAUGGCUUCGGUUGCUCUCAUGCUCAAUAGCAACUCCUUUACUCUCCCGACACCUUCGAGGCCUGCUUUUGUGUUGGAAAGUGUGGUACCUUUGAAUGUUUCUUCUUCGACUGAAGGGUUACAAAGUUCGUCGAAUGAUGUCACUGUUUCUGAGUUAUCUCCUCGUUAACAAGCUUCAAUCUGUAAAGAAAGUUUGAUUGUUUUGUUUUAGUCUUUUAAUGGGUUUUGUUUGUAUGAUUUUUCAGACAGUCUGGCUUGAUUUUCAAUAUCAAUCAAAAAUUAUUAACCUUAA